Molecule: messenger RNA, 1479 nt
Organism: Impatiens glandulifera
Lineage: Eukaryota; Viridiplantae; Streptophyta; Magnoliopsida; Ericales; Balsaminaceae
Product: guanylate kinase 2-like
Exons: 10
Coding region: 145-1338 (397 amino acids)
Biological process (GO): purine nucleotide metabolic process
Cellular component (GO): cytosol
Molecular function (GO): GMP kinase activity; protein binding
Source: RefSeq, a predicted model, not a curated record
UUCUAACGCUUUCUUUGGUUUUAUAACCCAUUAUUAUUAUUAGGGUUUAUUACAAGAUCUGUUUCUUUAUUUAUUUUGUGAUCUAUUUAUUUCUUCAGGUUCAAUCUCCAUUGUAUUGUUUGAGAUCUUUAAGUUUAGCAAGUUAUGGGAGAAGCUCCUGCUUUUGUUUCCAAUGAUCUGCAAAGGGAUUUAUUGAAUGGGAUUGCCUUGAAAUCUAGAGGCUUACAAACAACUUGUGAUAUUGGUGAUAAAACUUAUGUGAUAGGUGGAUCGGAUGAUGAAUCGAUGUCUGGAAUUGGAGUUCGUGUUUACAACAAAUCGACAGGGCAAUGGAUUGUUCCCACUGUACUGGGAACUAAACCGAAGCAUUGUGAGGGCCAUUCAGCCGUUUUGUUAAAUGAGGAUCGGGUUUUGAUUAUUAGACAGGGAUCUCCAAUUGACGAUUGUUUCUGGUUUCUUGAGGUGGAUACUAAAUACGUUAGGCAGCAAAAGGAAGUUUAUGAAGGUGAGGAAGUUGUUGCUUGGAGUAAGGGUGUAAGAGGUGAAUACGAGAAGCCCAUUGUUAUAAGUGGUCCUUCGGGAGUUGGAAAGGGAACUUUAAUAUCGAAACUCAUGAAGGAGUUCCCUACGAUGUUUGGAUUCUCUGUGAGUCACACAACACGUUCUCCAAGGAAUAUGGAGGAGAAUGGGGUUCAUUACCAUUUCACUGAUCGUAGUGUCAUGGAAAAGGAUAUAAAAGAUGGAAAGUUCCUUGAGUUUGCUUCGGUUCAUGGAAAUCUUUAUGGUACUAGUAUUGAAGCAGUUGAGAUGGUUUCAGAUGCAGGAAAGAGGUGCAUCCUUGAUAUUGAUGUACAAGGGGCAACAUCAGUUAGGGCUAAUUCUCUGGAAGCUGUAUUUAUUUUUAUACGACCACCAUCUUUUGAUGAACUCGAAAAGCGCCUUCGUGACAGAGGUACUGAAACAGAGGAGCAGAUCCAAAAGAGACUAGGCAAUGCUAAGGCAGAACUUGAGAAGGGAGAGUCCUUAGGCCUAUUUGACCAUAUUCUCAUCAAUGAUAACCUUGAGACUUGCUAUGAAAAUCUAAAGGAACUCCUUGGUAUCAACAACAACUUAACCUUUCUUCCCCACAAUCAACAAGUGCUGGAGCUUGAAGACAUGCCACAAGAGUUUUCCGUAUCGAAAAUUGACAAUAAAAUCCUCAUCAAUUUUGGUGCCAUAGAGUCCACAACAACUCCAAAGCAACAUCAAAUGUUUGUGUUGGAUGUGUCUAAAGUAAACGGAGGGGCACCCGGAAGAACUCGAGGCGUAAACAUCUACCCAGUUGAUACAACUACAUAGAUUGUUUAAUCUCGAUACGAUUUUCCAUUCUUUAUAUUCUAGGGAAGAGAUAUUAUAUAUAGAUGCGGCAUUUGCAUUUCUUGUUUGUGUAUUUUUAUACGCAAAGACAACUUUAAUUAUCUUUUAUAUUUUAAACUAGUA